Pangasianodon hypophthalmus (striped catfish) is the source of this 5530-nucleotide messenger RNA. RefSeq lists its product as uncharacterized. The record is from RefSeq and is a predicted model, not a curated record. Lineage: Eukaryota; Metazoa; Chordata; Actinopteri; Siluriformes; Pangasiidae. Bases 807 to 1832 code for a protein of 341 amino acids. The transcript is spliced from 5 exons.
GCGCAUGCUCUUUUGGUUCCGAAGUUGGCGCGCAGAGGAAGGUAAUGGAAAAUUUUCUUGAAGACUGAUGUGUUUUUCACACGAUUGCACUCACCAUUCAAGCUCAUGCAAGGUGCCACAGCAUGAGGUGGAUGUGUAAAAAAUGCAGCUUUGAGUCAAACAAAAGACUUCAACUUUUAAAACACUUACGGCUCAAGCACGGAAAUUCUGGCUGUCAGUCAUGCUGAUAUGCUGAUUGCCCUUGUUCAUUUAAAACAUUUAAUGCUCUACGAUUACAUUUAUCCCGACACCACACAGAAUCAGACAAACCAACAGAGGUGCUUUCAUUUUGAGUACGAGGUAGUGACUUGUGUAUUCAAAAACUGUAGCUUCAGCACAAGCAUUUAUUCAACCUUUGCUACCCAUAAACACAGGAAACACAAUAAACACUCCCUUGAAGAUUUUAAAACAGAAGUCUUGAAAAAAAUACCCAAAUCCCACUGUUUUGCAAAAUGAUUCAGAGGUCUCUGAGGAUGACACAGAACUUGAUGAAACUUUGGUUGAAGCAAAAGAUAAUUUGUCUGACGUUAUAAAGAAGAAGUUUGGUCAACUUUUUCUCAAGUUGGAAAGUAAUUUCAAUGUGUCAAACAGGUGCAAUGAUCAAAUCAUAGAUGAGCUUCAGUUCAUAUCCUCCUCUGCAUCUGCUCAGUUUUGAAUGUUGUUGUUGAGUCCACCAUUUGGUGAAAAAUCUGUGUGAAUCAAACCUUGUCAGUUCAGCUUUAGGGAAAGAUGGACCUUUUUCAACUGCAUAUAAGAGGAGAGAAUUUAUGAAAACACAUUUUUCAGUUGUUGAACCAGUAGAAUACAUACUGGACAAUAAAGACAACAGAACAUUCCAGUAUGUUCCAAUACUCCAGUCUUUGUUGCAAGUCUUGAAGAAUAUCGAAGAAAAGGACCUAGUCACUCAAAAAAACACUGGAUGUGCAUCACAAUACCAGUCCUUCCAUGAUGGAUCUCACUUUCAUGAAAAUAAAUUUUUCGCAGGCGAUGUCAAGAUAUUAAGUCUUAUUCUGUACUUCGAUGACUUUGAAGUAUGCAAUCCCUUGGGAACUUCUCGCAAGAUUCACAAAGUCACCGCUGUCUACUGGGUGUUAGGAAACUUUCCAGCACAUGCACGAUCAACAUUGGCAUCUAUUAAUUUAGCCAUUCUUUGUAAGGCAGAUGACACAAAGCGAUUUGGAUUUCAGAAAGUACUAGAGCCACUGUUAACCGAUCUUCAAAGCUUGGAAAAAGAUGGUAUUUUUAUUCCAAGUCUAGGAAAAGUCAUGAAAGGCACUGUGGUGAGCGUGGUUGCUGAUAACUUGGGAGCCCAUUCUGUGGGAGGAUUCGUUGAAAACUUCACGGGAUCUCAUGUCUGCCAAUUUUGUCUUGCAGACAGGUCCCAGUUUCAGACCACAGAAGUAAGAUCUGGACUUUUUCUGAGGAGAGAUAAAGAGCAGCACACUCUGCAUGUUGAGACAGUUUUGUCAAGUCCUACUUCCACUCCUUGCUAUGGUGUGAAAAAACAGUGUGCACUGUCUGAAACACUUCAUCACUUUCAUGUAUUACAUGACCUUCUUGAAGGUCUUGUUCCAGUGGAACUGGCAUUGUCAUUUCAAGCCUUUAUCAAUAAGAAAUAUUUUUCUCUUGAGGAGCUCAACAAUUGCAUUCGACAGUUCCCUUAUAAGUGGAGUGACCAAACAAAUCGUCCACAAAUGAUUCUUGCUCAUUUUGCCACAAAAAGAUCUGUAGGAGGCAAUGCGCAUGAAAAUUGGUGUUUGUUGCGUCUGUUGCCUCUCAUGAUGGUCUCAUGAAAGUACCUGAGGAUGAUGAAGUGUGGCAGAUGUUAAUGACCUUAAAAGACAUUGUGGAACUUGUGAUGGCCCCAGUUCAUACAGAGCAUUUGCUACCUCGACUCUUUGAUUUCUGAGCACCGACACAGAUUUCUGGAAGUUUUUCCUCAAGAAAAGCUUCUUCCCAAACACCACUUUCUCGAGCACUACACUGAACUCAUUCAGGAAUUUGGUCCUCUGGCAGCCUUGUGGACCAUGAGAUUCAAAGCUAAACAUGGCUUUUUCAAAAAAGCUGUCAGACAAACAGGCUGUUUCAAGACCAUACUGCUAUCCCUUGCAAAAAAACACCAGCUCAUGAUAGCAUUGUAUCUCCAUGAGUCAAAUUUGUACAAGUCAUCACUUUCGGUCACAGCAACUUCACAAGUCUCUGUGGAUGUCCUAAAGGAUGAGAUAAAAGAUUUGGUGCAACAUAGGUAUCCACAUGUCACAAUGGUACAUGUACACGACUGACUACCUUAAAGCACUAUAUUUGCCCCUCUUUUUAGGUGUAUGAUUAUCGAAGUUAAUGCUAUAGUGAACAAAUUUUUAAUUAGGAUGAAUUGUUUUAAUUGCUUUUUUUUUCUUUUGCCGAUGUGUACCCCAGCAAAGCUGCCGAAUUGUUUUUGAAGAGAAUGACAUUCACAAAUUGGUUCUGCCCUCAGGCAUCCCCAGUACUCUUCAGGACCUUAAACGUGUUAUCAAAGAGACCUUUAAUAUUCCAGACUGCUUUACUUUGAUGUAUGAAGACAUGGAUUUUGGGGGCCAGUUUCACCUUGAGCUCAAUAGAUGAUGAUCUCAGAUCGCAAGACCCUGCAGCGGAUAGUGAGGACAGCUGAGAAGAUCAUCGGGGUCUCUCUUCCCUCCAUCUCAGACAUUUACACCUCUCGCUGCAUCCGCAAAGCCACCAGCAUUGUGGAUGACCCCACACACCCCUCUCACGCACUCUUCACCCUCCUGCCGUCUGGUAAACGGUACCGGAGCAUUCGGGCCCUCACAACCAGACUGUGCAAUAGUUUCUUCCCUCAUGCCAUCAGACUCCUCAAUACCUAGAACUGGACUGAAGGAAGGAACACACACACACACACACACACACAUAUAUACAGACACACACACACAACUGAACAUCUUCCAUGCACCCAUGCACAUGUUUUAUGCUGCUGCUGCUACUAUUAUGUUUACACAUAAUACAAUACCAUUAUGUUUACAUUACUUCAGCUAUUUAUAUCAAACUCUGUAUUAUUUGCACUACUGUCACUUGGCCACUUUCAAACAGAACUGCGUACUGGUCAGCGUUGUAGUUAUUGUACUGUCUUGUUCUGUCUUGUGCGUCCGCACGUUUGCCCUUUAUGUUUAAUUUAUGUAGUCCCCGUAGCUCUGUGUUGUUCCGUGUUGUCUUAUGUAGCACCUUGGUCCUGGAGAAACGUUGUUUCGUUUCACUAUGUACUUGUAUAUGGCUGAAAUGACAAUAAACUCCACUUGACUUGACUUGAUGUACAGGAAUAUGUACAUUAAAAGUGGUACAAACUGAACCCAUCACCCCAGCUUUCCUGUCCACAAAUGAAAAGUCUUGCCCCAAAGGCAUGAAAAGACCCAGGAAGGCUGAAGUAAACUACUUGCCCCCAUUUCCAUUUGGGGAAACCGAGGAAACUUUAGAGAAGGUGAAAGUUGAUCUUCUUAAAGAAAUUCAGAAGAAAAACAACAAAAAGGUAAUUGAUGAGAUAAUGGAGAAGACUUUCUCUUAUCAAAGAUUAGAAAUCAUUAUUCAAUGCCCUGCUGUCAAAGAUUUCAUGGAGAGAUGACCAGCUCUUUUUUGUGAAUCUGAGGUAAACCUUAGUUCUUCUUUUGGUGGCUUGAUGGUAAUAUGUACUUAUAACUUUUGGAACUCAUAUUUCAUUCAUUAAAAACAAUUAAAUAUUUUAAUUUCAUUACUAUAGCAUGAUUGUGUGUGUGCGUGUGCGCGUGUGUGGUUGGCAAAAAAAAAGUGUUUAUUUGACUACUAAAUCUUAAAUGUGUUACAUUUAUUUUUCUUUGUCUUAGAUCAAGAAUGAGUUCAGAAGGAUAACCACAAUUCCCCUGGAGCCAAUCUUUCUGCAAAAACUGGACCUCUACACUCCAAAGCUCCUGGAUUUCUUUAAAAUGAAGGGUGGGGAUACAGGCAUAGAAAUUAGAAGUGUGCAAGAUUCACUCAGCCAGCAAGUUGAAGAUAAGUGAGAUGCUGUGAUUCGCUGCCUGCUUCCCUACCUGGGAGAAUCCUAUGAGGAGCUCACUGAAGCCUACCAGGAUGUCAGCAGAGACAAGAUUAAAGAUAGCUUCACCAAUCAUGUAAUGAAGAUCGUUGUACUGGGCAGCACUGCAGGAGAGGAAGAUGCCAACAUAGCUGACGUCAUCAUCGUCAUUGAGGGAACUGAGGUGCUGUUGGGAUGCAAGAAUCUCACAAAUGCGUCCCUUCUGCUCAUGGGCUUCGUUUACUCCCUGAACUUAAGCUAUCCCCCAAAGCUGAGAAACACAUUUGAAGUCUUUCAGAAAAUCUUUCUUGGGCUGGACGCUUUAAAAUUUUCUCUAAAAGUUAGCUCUUAGCAGUUUUAAAUAAUAUUUAAAGUAAAGGUUACUCAGGAUAACUAAAAAAGAUAACUAGGACUCUUAUGUAAAAAAAAAAAAAAAAAAUGCAAUAAAUCAUAAUAUAUUUAUAAGCAUUACUUAAGUAAAAUUUCUAUACUUGGGAAUUCCCAAGUAAACUUAACUAAUAAUUAUGGAUAGGCUUUUACUUGGCAAAUUUUUGUAAAUUUACUAGCCUUUUCUGAGUGAAAAUUGUUUCCAAGCUUUUUUCAAGUAAAUCCUACUCCAAAUUUUUUUCAGUGUAAGCGAGUAAUAAUGAUAUUGUGAUCAAUAGUAUCGAAUGCUGCACUUAGAUCUAGUAAAAUUAAAAUCACAGAGUCACCAGAGCCAACUGAAGUUAAAAUGUCAUUUAUUACUUUGAGCAAGGCCGUCUCUGUGCUGUGGUUUGCUUUAAAUCCAGAUUGAAACUUUUCAGAGAUAUCAUUUUGAACUAGAAAAGCAUGUAAUUGAUUUAAAACGGCCUUUUCUAAGACCUUAGAUAAGAAAGGUAAUUUAGAAAUGGGACGGUAGUUUGAUAAAACACUUGGAUCUAAAUUUGAUUUUUUUCAAGAAUGUAUGUGACUGUAACUGUAUGUUACUAUGGUUACAAUUGUUUAUUGUAUUAUUAUAUUAAUUUAGAAUGGUGAUUAAACUGCAAUAUAUAAAAAAUAUAACAUGCAAGAGAUAUGUACAUUGUAUAUACAACAGUACCCAGAUUAUCCAUGGAUAAUAUAGAUUAUAUAUAGAUACAGAUUAUAUAGAGAUGUAUAAAGAUAACCUAGGAUAUAUAUGAUCACUAUUUCAAUUAUGUAGAGAUAAUACAGAAUAUAUAGUAUAGAAUAGAACUGCAGUAUAAUUACAGGCAGUAAAACAUCAGUGGCCUAAUGGUAUAGUGUAGAGUUCAACAGGUUAAUGGUUGUGGGGAACAAGCUGGCCCUGAGCCUGCUAGUUCUGGUGCGAAUGUUCCUGAAUGGAAGGAGGUUGAACAAUGUGUGACUGGGAAGGGUGGAGUCCCUAAUAAAUGUUGCAUGCUCUAAGCAGACAUCUCCUGUGGUGAAGAUGUUCAAUGGCUGGGAGUUGGGCAC